Daphnia magna is the source of this 1020-nucleotide messenger RNA. RefSeq lists its product as uncharacterized. The transcript is spliced from 2 exons. The record is from RefSeq and is a predicted model, not a curated record. Bases 1 to 1020 code for a protein of 339 amino acids. NCBI's taxonomy places the organism in Eukaryota, Metazoa, Arthropoda, Branchiopoda, Diplostraca, Daphniidae.
AUGAUUUAUAUGCUCCUUGGAUUUCGUACCCACCGUAUUGGUCUUUCUGCAGACGUCGAAAAAGCCUUUCACAAGAUACAACUUCACAAAGCUGACCGUGACUUUGUGCGCUUCCUUUGGCUAAGGGACGACAAGGAUGCUGGAUCCGACUUUGACAUUUACCGUUUCAAAGUAAUUCCGUACGGAGCUAGUAGCAGUCCGUUUAUCCUCAACUCGGUCAUCAAGAAGCAUCUUCAAGGGUUUUCAACCCCAGUCAGUGUUGACAUUGAAUCACACAUCUACGUGGACAACCUGAUUUCGGGUUGUGAAACUAUAACUGAAGCUUUCAACUACUAUACAGAGUCUCGUUCCAUAUUUGCAGCAGCCUCGUUGUCUCUACAGUCAUGGGCAUUUUACGAUCCCUCACUCAACAAGCAGGCAACACUCGACGGCAUCACAGAUAUUUCACCUCUCACCAAAACUCUCGCUACAAAGCGAGAUCUUCUUCGAGGAAUAUCGUCAAUCUACGAUCCGCUCCGAUUCAUUUCUCCACUUUCAAUACCAGCUCGAAUCCUCAUUCAGGAAAUCUGGAAGGAAAAGCUCGACUGGGACGACCACUUACCUCCUCCAUUCUCGGAUAGAUGGAUCCUCCUUGCUAGUUCACUCGCCAACGCUAGCCCGAAGAUUUCCCGUUCCUAUUUUGAAACAAAAAAUCGCGUUCAUUCUCUCCAUGUCUUCGUUGACGCUAGCCAACAAGCGUAUGGUGCCGUUGCUUAUCUUCUGGAUGGUGAUCACAGCUCAUUUGUCAUGUCGAAAGCCAGAGUUGCACCAUUGAAAGGCAACGGCCCGCAGCUGACUCUUCCUCAACCAGAACUAAUGGCGGCCGUCAUCGGUACCCUCCUCGCAAGCUCAAUCAUCAAUGCCUUUAAAAAACUCGCCAUUUCUCUAUCAGUCACCAUGUGGUCAGAUAGCCAAAUUGUACUGUACUGGCUCUCCAAGAGUGAUCGCAUCAAGAAUCGCUUCAUUUCCAAUCGCGUCUAA